AUGGGCUCAUUACAGCAAGAAUGGCACAAGCUCAGUGUGGCUGUCAUAGGAGGGGGCAUUGGCGGCCUGUCUGCUGCCAUCGCUUUACGUCGAGCAGGGCACGACGUGACCGUCUAUGAGCGAGCCAACUUCGCCGGCGAAGUGGGCGCUUCAGUUUCUUGCGCGGCCAACGGCACCCGAUGGCUACAUGAAUGGAAUGUCGAUGUCGCCCAAGGCGAUCCUGUGGUAUUGAAGAAGCUCAUCAAUCGUGACUGGAGAACAGGGGAACCAGUGAGUGUCUACGACCUCGAUAACUAUGAGAAGCGGUGGGGCUUUGUCUACAACAUGUUCCACAGGCAAUAUAUGCAUCACAUGCUCAAGGACACGGCCUUACAGCAGGAGGGUGAUGGAACUCCUGUGAAACUGCUGGUGAAUCAUCAGUGUCACCACAUCGAUCUACAAACCGGAGUCAUUACUUUCAGGAAUGGUACGUCCGCACAGCAUGAUUUGAUCAUUGGUGCAGACGGUAUUGGGUCGGUUGUUCGAGGGGUGAUCGGCAUUCAGCCAGAUAAGACCCCUUCCGACCAAAGCUGCCUGCACGCCAAUAUUGAUACCGAAGAAGCCGUCAAAGCUGGGCUUGUCGACUACUCUCAGGACAGCGCGCUCGAGUACUGGGGCGGCCAAGAGGGGAAGUGGGAUAAGAUUGUGCUCUCUCCGUGUAAUGGCGGAAAGCUACUUUCCUAUUACUGCUUUUUUCCACGGACCAUGGGUGACUAUACCAACCAUACAUGGGGCAGCGAGGAUCGUCCGGUGGAGGAACUCCUGAAACCGUUCCCCAACUUGGACUCCCAAGUGCUGGCACACCUGAAAAUCGGCAAAGACAUCCAACCCUGGCGUCUUUGGGUGCAUCAACCUUAUCCCUAUAUACACCGCAGCAUGGUGUGUCUCCUAGGCGACGCAGGCCAUCCAAUGAUGCCACAUCAAAGUCAAGGUGCUUGCAUGGCUAUCGAGGACGCAGCCGCAUUGGGCAUUCUUUUCAGCAAGAAGUACUUCAGAAACGUUUCGGAGGCGCUUGCGGUUUACGAGCAAGUUCGAUUGCCACGAGCGACAAGAGUCCAAGCAGCCGCUGCUAAGGCUGCCUACAAUAUCAAUGAACGAAUUGGAUUUUCAGUUAACAAGGACAUUGCAACAUACCGAGUGGAGGAUCCGCAGAAGGUGUUGACCAUUGAAGAAAUGAAUGCCUAUGAUAUGUACAAGGACAUCGAAGAGGCAUUAGCAGAACAAAGAGGUGAAGACUUCGCCGCUGGAUAUAUUCAUGGAUUGCCCGUAGGACUGAAGCUUCCCAACGGUGUGGUCAUUGGAGGUUGAACAUGAUUGGUUCUACGUGCGGUUUCACAGAUUCCGCAUCGGGGAUUUCUGAUCUGUGGAUCAUUGGGUGACGCCGCGGCCUGUCGACGUCCUGGGACAGGUGGGCAGUCCUGCCGCUUGAAUGCAGGAUGCUGUCGGUAUUCAGAGAAGCAUUGGCCACCCACAGACACGGCGCGAUCAAACAUAGUUGAGAUGCGUUGGUGAACCCGGCGCCGUCACUUCAUCCGGCUGUCAUGCGCGCGAAUGCUCGGCUGGCCACCCCCAAGUUACAGGGAACUUUUCGCAAGACUGAGUGAGGCGGAGCGGAUGGAUCGAAAUGAAACCAAUCUUCAAGUCUUAGUGAUUGAUUCAUGUUUAGAAGCUGAAGCUGACUGUUUUCGAUCCAUUCGAACAG
This is a messenger RNA of Exophiala viscosa, 1741 nucleotides long. RefSeq lists its product as uncharacterized. The transcript is spliced from 7 exons. Gene Ontology annotation, molecular function: monooxygenase activity; FAD binding. NCBI's taxonomy places the organism in Eukaryota, Fungi, Ascomycota, Eurotiomycetes, Chaetothyriales, Herpotrichiellaceae. The record is from RefSeq and is a predicted model, not a curated record. Bases 1 to 1347 code for a protein of 448 amino acids.